AUGGCUCUGAAAAUAUCCUUCCCUGUGCUCCUGCUGUCCCUCGUCCUGCUGGGGGCUGGGCUGGCUCUGGCCAGCGGGCAGCUGUGGAACGAGAAGAAUGACAAAUUCCUGCUGAAGCACUGGAAUUACCCCAGGAGCGAGGACUCCAAUGGUACCUACUGCGACACUAUGAUGCAGCACCGGGAGAUGUACGGCCAGGAGGCCAACACCUUCAUCCAUGCACCCAUAGGAUCCAUCAACGGCAUCUGCAACCUGGGUGGGACGCCCGGCAAGCCAAAUGAACGCCACAGCGUCGCUCCCUUCGACAUCACCGUCUGCGCCUUUAACUCGACGAGCCGCACCUACGCCGGGACACGCUAUGUCCGCAGAAUUGUCCUCGCCUGCUUGAAAGGGCUCCCCAUAGACUAUGUGAGGCACAUAUAGGGCCCAGCGCUGGGCAUGGAGUCAGGCAGGGGACCUGGCUGCUUCCUCUAUCCCCUGUUCUGUCCCUUCCACACCAGCCAUGGCACCCAGCUCUGAAGACUGGUCAGAUUGUUUAGGUGUUGCCAUCCCUCACCGGCCUCUGCCCAUUAUAGAGCAGAGCCACCCCUUUACCACCCUGUACAGCCUUCUGCCACAUAGCACCCAUCUAAACACCUGCCCCUCAAUUAAUUUAAUUAAUCCAUCAAUUUCACCCUUCUAUUAUUCAGCUUGAUACUGGAUCAUCCUCAUAUUCACAGCAAGUCAGUGUUAUUUGUCAUUGUUUGUUAUUUUUGCACAUUCCCCCCACUCCCUGCUUCCUGCAAUUCUGUGUGCUCUCCAAACUCAAUAAAACCUGAUACCUACAAAGA
Molecule: messenger RNA, 830 nt
Organism: Chrysemys picta bellii (western painted turtle)
Lineage: Eukaryota; Metazoa; Chordata; Testudines; Emydidae
Product: ribonuclease-like
Biological process (GO): defense response to Gram-positive bacterium
Molecular function (GO): RNA nuclease activity; nucleic acid binding
Source: RefSeq, a predicted model, not a curated record